Clunio marinus is the source of this 1413-nucleotide messenger RNA. The record is from the annotation of a GenBank genome assembly. Lineage: Eukaryota; Metazoa; Arthropoda; Insecta; Diptera; Chironomidae.
AUGUCAUCUACAAAAAGCAGAAAAUCAAUUUCUGAUCAAAUCAAUGAUGUUUUGAAACCAAAAGAACUUGUUGAAGAAACUGAUGAGAAUGAAGCAAAAAUUGAAGAAUUCAGAGAGUUCUCAGAUUCUACAAAUAAAAAUGUUCAUUUGAGCAGUAUAAGAAAACAAUCAGCUAAGAAUUUAAGUGAAUUAGACAGUAAAUAUAAAGGAAAAAUUGUGAGCAGGAAGGAAUGGGAAGAUGAAUCUGUAGAUUCUGAUGAGCUUAAAGACAGCGAAGAUGAAUCUGAAAAGAAUGAUGAAUGUGCUACUGAUAGUGAAGACGAAAGUAACAAUUCAGAUGUGGACGAUGAAAACGAAUCUGCUGAUGAUGAUAUGGAUGAAAGUGAUGGAAAUGAAGAUGAUUAUGAAGAUGACUUUGAUAUGCUAGGACUGAGCGAAUAUGGCGCUAACUCUUCAGAGCGUACUUCUAAUGGAAAGACAGACAUUCUCAAAAGUGUAUCGCUGGACGACGAAAUCAAAAAAGGUGUAUGCGUUCAAAAUCAAUUGAAAAUUUGGGAAAAAUUACUCGAAGUUAGGAUAAAGUCACAGAAGAUGUUGAUAACUGCUAACAGACUUCCAAACUUCACUGACCACCUUGAACUCUCAACAGUGGAAGAUUCUCCAUUUGCUGAGAAAGUUGAUGAGACUUGUUCAUCUAUCCAUUCACUUCUCGAUAAUCUUCUUGAACUUCAAAGAACUUUGGUCACCAGCUUUCCAGAAUCGAAAGACAUUCUCAAAACGAAAAAACGAAAGAAAGAUGAAGAUAAUCAAAAUGUUUUGAAGAGAACAAAACUGGCAGAUUAUUCAGAAGAGAUUGGAGAUGAUUACGAAGCUUAUAAAGAAUUUCGUAAUAAAACACUUGACAAGUGGCAUGAAAGAACGAAAACUGUUAAAGAUUUGAAGAAUCCAUUUGCUAAUAUAAACAUCGUGUCAAAGAUUGAAAAUGCUUUGCUAGGAAAAAAUGAAAUGAUUCGUAAAACUCAACUUUAUCGUGGUGACUUCGAAGUCUUUGGUGGUUUGGAAACAUUACAGCAGUCUGAAGAUAACAACGAUGAAGUUCAUCUUCCGGAAAUCUUCGAUGACUCAGAAUUCUAUCAUCAACUUCUUCGUGAACUUAUCGAAUAUAAAAGCAACAUCGAUGAGAAUCAAUCGGAAAUUACUAGAAAAUUCGUCGAAUUACAAAAAGUUCGAAACAAAAUGAAGAAAAAAGUUGACACUCGAGCUUCGAAAGGAAGAAAAAUUCGUUACAUUGUUCACAAUAAACUUGUCAACUUUAUGCCACCAAAGGAUGAAAGCGAAAUGACUGAUGAAGCUAGAACAGAAUUAUUCAAUUCACUCUUUGGAAUAAACAACAGCACAGCAGAAAUUCUUUAA